AUGACAGCGAAAGAUCCAAGUCGAGAAAACCUUGAAAUGGAUGACUCGAAAUUAAAGAAAGAUCCAGUACAAAGUGCAAUUGGUGAUAUUGGCUUUUGGCAAAUCUUCAUUUGUCUCAUUAUUUUCCUCCUCAAGUUUCCCGUAGCAUGGCAUCAAAUGGGAAUCAUUUUUCUGGCACCAAAGCCCGACUUCACAUGCUCGAAUGAAACUCUCAGCAAAUGUGAUGCAGACUGCCCACAGCAUGUGUUUAAUACUGAGAUAUUUACCAAUACAAUCCAAAAACAAUGGGACUUGGUGUGCAACAGAGAAUAUUUAUCGAACUUAUCGCAGACAAUAUUCAUGCUGGGUAUUUUAGUCGGUAACAUGUUUUUCGGAGGUCUCGCCGAUAAAUUAGGAAGAAGAAUUCCAUUAGUCAUUGCUGUAACGGUUCAGCUCAUUUUCGGUGUUUUAGCUUCAUUCGCUACAAAUUAUUGGAUAUUUGUCAUAUGCCGAUUUAUUACAGCAGCCGCAACAGGUGGAACAAUGGUAACAAGCUUCGUGCUUGUCAUGGAGAUUAUCGGCAUCAAAUGGAGAGAAUUAUUCUCUGUCCUUUAUCAAGUUCCAUUUAAUUUGGGUCACUUGACUCUCCCACUUUUUGCAUACUUUAUUCGUGAUUGGCAAAAGCUGCAGUUUGCUCUAUCAAUUCCAUCGAUAAUUCUACUUUCAUAUUACUGGCUCAUACCUGAAUCUCCAAGAUGGCUGUUUACUGUCGGUCGGGUCAACGAAUCUGCAAAGAUUUUGGUAAAGGCUGCAAAGAAGAAUGGAUUACCAUUUGAGCAUAUCAAGGCCGAUUUAGAAUCAGUGCAAGAGAUGAAGACAGAACAAGUUGCAAAAGGAACAAUCUUUGAUCUAAUUCGUACGAAGAACAUGAGAGUAAAGACAAUUUGUAUGAAUUUCAAUUGGUUUGUUUGCGGCAUGUGCUUCUUCGGUGUAUCACAAUAUGUUGGUGAGGCUGGCGGUAACCUCUUUAAAAAUGUUGCCAUUUCCGCUAGUUUAGAAAUUCCAGGAACACUUGUUUGUAUACUUUUACUGAAAUAUUGGGGACGUAAGAAGACUUUAAUCAUGUCAAAUUGCAUCAGUGGUUUUGCUUUACUCGCAAUUGCAUUUGUUGAUGAAGGAGAGCAUGAACUUAUUGUGAUUUUAGCAACUAUCGGAAUCAUUGGAAUGUGCAUCUCAUUCCCAACAGUCUAUCUUUAUGGUGGUGAAUUGUUCCCAACUGUUAUUAGAAAUAUUGCUAUUGGAACAGCUAGUAUGAUUGCUCGAAUUGGAUCAAUGAUAUCACCUUUCAUUGCUAGUGGCUUAAGCAAAACAGCACAUUGGUUACCUCCAUUAAUAUUCGGAAUUGUUCCUAUUAUUGGAGCUGUUUUAGUUCUCUUUUUGCCAGAAACCAGAGGAUUCCCACUUCCCGAGACUAUUGAGGAUGGCGAGAACUUUGGAAAGAAGGAAAAGAAGAAGUUAACUGCUUAA
Chironomus riparius is the source of this 1506-nucleotide messenger RNA. The record is from the annotation of a GenBank genome assembly. Lineage: Eukaryota; Metazoa; Arthropoda; Insecta; Diptera; Chironomidae.